Ylistrum balloti is the source of this 5791-nucleotide messenger RNA. RefSeq names its product lysosomal thioesterase PPT2-A-like. Bases 1 to 855 code for a protein of 284 amino acids. Lineage: Eukaryota; Metazoa; Mollusca; Bivalvia; Pectinida; Pectinidae. Gene Ontology annotation, cellular component: lysosome. The transcript is spliced from 9 exons. The record is from RefSeq and is a predicted model, not a curated record. Gene Ontology annotation, molecular function: thiolester hydrolase activity; palmitoyl hydrolase activity.
AUGAAUAGUCUGCUGUUUGUGACGUUAUUUGAAGUUAUCAGCCUGUGUCUGUCCUUCAAACCUGUCAUUUAUAUGCACGGGAUUCUUGCUUCAUCUGAUGAAGUAAAACCAAUAAUUGAUCUCAUAGAAAAGGUUCACCCAGGGACCAAUGUGACAACUAUUGAUGCCUUCAAUGGUUACGAGAGCUUACAGCCGUUAUGGACCCAGGUGUACAAAAUACAGAGUAUUGUUGUGGACAUCAUGAAGGAUCAUCCAGAAGGGGUUCAUUUGUUAUGCUUCUCACAAGGCGGAUUGAUAUGUCGUGGUUUACUCUCUGUAACAAGACACAAUGUUGACACAUUCAUAUCCCUGAGUUCACCACAGGCAGGUCAAUAUGGAGACACUGCUUAUUUGAAGUAUCUGUUUCCACAUUUCAUAAAAGAAGAAAUUUACAGGUAUUUUUAUACCAGUUAUGGACAACAUUGGUCUGUGGGUAACUAUUGGCAUGAUCCACACCAUGAAGAACUUUACAGAAAUGAAUCUGUGUUCCUGGCACUGCUGGACAAUGAUACAAACUCAGAACACAAUAUAGAGUACAAGGAAAAUUUUCUGCAACUGAAGAACUUAGUGCUAAUUGGUGGACCUCAUGAUCAAGUGAUUACUCCAUGGCAGUCCAGUCAAUUUGGAUUCUUCAAUGGAUCAGAAGAUAUCGUUGAGAUGCGACAACAGCGGUUUUACUUGCAGGACUCGUUUGGAUUGAGGACAUUAGACAAGAGAAAAGCGAUUCACAUUUACACAAUACCAGACAUAGAACAUGUGAUGUGGUACAGAGAUCCAAAAGUAUUCCACUGUUGUGUCAAACCCUGGCUUACAUAGAUCAAACAAUAAAGAAUUCUGUUAUUGCCUUGUUCACAUAUAUCAAUCAAAACAUGCAUAUUGAGAUCACACUAAUGAGUUGAACUUAUUUGCCCCUUAGUCUCAAAUAAGUUUUUGUCUGAUGUGGGGAAUGGCAUUGAACUGAGAGUGCUGAUUUGUACUGUUUGUACUCUCAAGCCAGUGGGAAAUUAUGAAAAAAAAACCAUUGACUCAUUCUAGAUCAUUUGAAUCCAGUACAUAGUAUUAUCUACCUAGGUCAGGAAUGAAAUGUUACCACUAUCUACCAAGGUCAGGAAUGAAAUGUUACAACUAUCUACCAAGGUCAAGAAUGAAAUGUUACCACUAUCUACCAAGGUCAGUAAUGAAAUGUUACCACUAUCUACCAAGGUCAGUAAUGAAAUGUUACCACUAUCUACCUAGGUCAGGAAUGAAAUGUUACCACUAUCUACCAAGGUCAGGAAUGACAUGUUACCACUAUCUACCAAAGUCAGGAAUGAAAUGUUACCACUAUCUACCUAGGUCAGGAAUGAAAUGUUACCACUAUCUACCUAGGUCAGGAAUGAAAUGUUACCACUAUCUACCAAGGUCAGGAAUGAAAUGUUACCACUAUCUACCAAGGUCAGGAAUGAAAUGUUACCACUAUCUACCUAGGUCAGGAAUGAAAUGUUACCACUAUCUACCAAGGUCAGGAAUGAAAUGUUACCACUAUCUACCAAGGUCAGGAAUGAAAUGUUACCACUAUCUACCAAGGUCAGGAGUAAAAUGUUACCACUAUCUACCAAGGUCAGGAGUGAAAUUAUACAUUCUGAUCAUGGGCAUUUCCUCCUUAUUUUAAACAAAAUGAUUUUGUCAAAUUCAACGAAGCAAAUCUGAGUGAGAAUUUCCCUAUUCUCCAUUACCUACUUAACAAUUAAUCAAAUCUAUACCCCCAUCCCCUCCAUGAUCCAGGGUUUGUGCAUUAAUACUGACAAUAACAUUCUUUUCUACCAUAUAUAUCAGGCAUGAUGCUGAUUUGGCGAUUCCAUUGAAGUAGAUAUCAAUAUAAUCAUGUUGAACAUCAAAUUGAAUUACAUAUACCGCCACAUUACAGAGUUCAGUGUUUUGUCUGUCAUUGUGCACAUAAACUUUUCACAUGUUAAACUGCUUUUCGAGGGCCAUUAGUGGGAUUCAGCUCACGCUAGCUUCAAACUAUCCUGAGCUUAAUGAAAUAGAAUGGUAUCCAGCCUUUUAGAUAAAUAUGUCUUCAUCAAAGUUGCAAGUAUUUAAAAACAAAACAGGAAAAAGAGAAAAAAAAUCAUUUCAGGCUUUUAAAUAAGAUGUUACAGAACAUCAGCUAAAUUGUAAGUAUGUCGUAAAUCUUAAAUGCUUGUACAUACAGUGGAACAUUCCAUGUCUUCUGUACUUCAAAAGUUAGAUAUUACAGGGAUAUUUCACACAUUAAACAUUUAUCUUAUAUACUCAUUCAACGAUGUGUAUAAAUAACAUCCUUAAUCUGCUCAUCUCAAAGUAAAUACCCAAUAGAGGCUGUAUUGACUCUGUACAUAAAAAUCUGCCAUCAAUGAAACACCAGAUACUUGCCCUUCUGUAACACCUGGUCUUAUUCACCUUGUACUUUUUCCAUGGUUGAUAAAAAGCUUGAUUUUGUUUAUGUUUUGCCCUUGUGACAUUGACGAUGAGUGUGAAAUAUACCUCGAUGUGAUUUUGUUAACAUGUCUUGUUAUUGCAGACAUUUUUUUUAUUCUUGAUUUGUUGAUUAUAAUUUGCUGGAGAGUGAAGUGUAACUCACAGCUGAUUAAAUUUAUUUGUGAAAUAGGAAAUAUUUCUUUUUACAUAAUUUACAUGUACAAACAGAGUGUGAUUUAAGCACCUGUUGAAUUAGUGUUACAUGUGUAUAUCUUGGGGUGAUUGAUCAUGAAGGAAUAUGCUGUAAGUGCAGGGGAAAUUAUGCAUGAUGGGAUGUGAUAUUUACAGGUGGUAUUGUGUGGGUCAUAUGACCAAUCCAUCACAGAUGUGGUGUGAUGUCUCGGAAUUUUAUGUAUGGGAUAAACAGAAUCUAUAAUGUCUGUAAUUUACAUGAGUGAUGUGCUUUAUGUUUCAUUUAAGAAAUGUGAUUGAUGCAGUCAAUGUUUGUUUUGUUUACUAAAUGAUCUGGUAUUUUUUAUUUUAGCUCACCUUCCCCAAAUAAUCCAAAGGGUUCUUACUGUCUGUCCAUACUUUAUAUUUUUGAUUCUUUCUAUUCUUUUGAUUCAAAGACAAAAAUACAAAAUGGCUGAGAGAUAGUCAGAACCUUUUUGACUAACUAAUUAAAGGAAAAGUGAGCUGGUUUCGUGGUCCUGGCAGCUGGUAUCCAGGAUCAAUUUAGCUUUAACAACUUGUUAUCAGUUACGAACAUGAAUCCAAAAAUCAUGAUUUUGAUAAACAAGAAAUAUCAUGCUGAUAUGUAGUAACCAUUCUUGAAUGACAAAUGAGUGAUACGGGUCCAUUUGGCAUCUUGUUUAUAUACAAAUAUAUGUUUUUCACAUUGCAGGCGUAAGUAAUAAGAAAAUUGUUUAAUUGUGUUUUGGUGUUCCCUAUGUGUUCCAUAGCGUCUCAAAUAUAACAUGUUAUAUUUUACAAGCUAAUCAAUCAUAUUAAUUCCUCAUGUAUAAUUCUCUGUACUUAAUACUCAUUAUGUCUUUAUCAAGUCUUUUGUAAUGAACAUGCUUAUUGACAAUGUAAUUUGUCUACCGAUUCUCGUUUCUUUGUACGUUAUUGUUAGAGAAAAGGUAAAACUGAAUGGGUUUGACGGACUGUUUAACUACAUCAUGCAUCUUAAAAACCUGUCUAAUUUCUCUUUAACUCUGUGCUGACAAGGAACGUUAUCAUUUUCAAACAAAGAUCACAAAUUUUAUUAUUUUGUGGCGAUAUGAAUUUAUUGCAAGUUUGCAAGCAGAUGUAUUAAAAGUCUUUGUGAUUUUGAUAAUUGUUGCAUGGAUGUGGCCAAUUGCCAGAACUAGCAUUGUUUGACUGAUUAUACGUCUGCAAGCUCUGCUACAAUUGUAUGCUAGUGUGCAAGCUCUGCUACAGCAGUAUGCGAGUCCACAAGCUCUGCUACAGCUGUAAGCUAGUCCGCAAGCUCUGCUACAAUUGUAUGCUAGUCUACAAACUCAGCUACAGCUGUAUGCUAGUGUGCAAGCUCUGCUACAGCUGUAUGCCAGUUCACAAGCUUUGCUACAGCUUUAUGCUAGUCUGCAAGCUCUGCUACAGCUGUGUGCUAGUUCACAAGCUCUGUUAUAGCUGUAUGAGUCUGAAAGCUCUGAAACAGUUAUAUGGUGGUCCAUAACCUCUGAGGUGGUGUGAGCUGUGAAAUAUACAGUAAUAAGUGAUGAGAAUAAUACUUGAUAUUAUGCAUGCCUUUCUGUUUUGUUUGUGCUUCCAAGAUGAUGCGCCAAAAGGUGUACUUUGCUUUCUGUAAAUUUAGCAGCCAAAACAUGAUAUCAAAUUGCUGAAACUAAAAUAUUUAUGUGUGCAACUGAGUGUUUGAUACAGUAUUAUUUACAUACCAGUAUGUUCCUAGUUCUCAAGAAAAAUUUUGCUGUUAUUCAUGUUUUUAAAUGGUACUUUAUGAAGUAGCACUCUGUUAGUUGAACUAGUCAAAAUUAAGUGUAUCUUUUUUGAAAUUCUGUAUUCAUAUUUUCAGUCUCUUGUGUCGUGUACUUAGAAUGUAAACAUAUUAAAUUAUAUGCAAGAAAAUGUAAUCUGAAUGUUGUACAACUGAUAUUAACAUUUAUUGUAUGUAUGAGUUUUGUAAGGAUACUUGUGUUGUUUAAUACAUUGUACUUGAUAAUAAAGCUGUAUUUUAUGACACUUUAUAUCUUGUGCAUAAUACCGGUAAUUUUUAAGUGUAAACAAAAUUAUUAGAAUGUAGCACCAGUGAAACAAAGUAGAUUUACAUAAAGGACUGAGUUCACAUUUAAAUAGAGCUCAAUAUUUUUAUGAUAUAAUAACAUGUAACAUUUUUUGUGUGAUCUGUAUUGAAUACAUGUAUAUCUACUCCAUUGAAUACAUAACGAUCAAGGUAUUUACAUUCUGUAUAUUACUCUGUGUAUAUUGAAGUCCAUUUCAUCUUUCUCAAUACAACAAAUUGUGAAAAUUGUAUUAUUAUUUCUAAGAAAGUACUGGAUUUAUCUUUCUCAAAUUUGAUCUGUAGAAACUUUUUAUUGAAUUUCUUUGAUGGAACAAUAAUACAAAAAUGAUUGACAGGAAAUAGAUGUUAAAGGGCUAUCAUGAUUCCUUCUCAACUUUGAAAAGUCUCCCUUCAUCCCCAGUAUCCUUUAUUUGAAUUUCAUGUUAAUAUCAUGAAGGCAGCCAACUUAGAUCUGGAGAUUUUAAGUUUUACGAUCAUAUUUUCUCUAAACUUUUUCUACAUUUGUAUUUGUGCCUGUUCACUUCAUUCUUGCUGCUUCUGUAAAAGUACUAGUCAGUGUAAGAAAUGGAUAUUAUACAAUUAUUGUUCACUUCCUGUUAGUCCCGAGUAAUGUAUGUACAAUGUACAGAUUGAAGAACAAGAUAGGCAGCCAUUUUGGAUUUCAUCUCAAAAAAUAAGCCUAUAAGGAUGUGUUUUAAUUACUCCCUAUUAAGUGUCAGUAUAACAGAACUCUGAAGAGAUUAGAGGAAAUGUCAGAAUUACCUGAUCCAAUGUUUAUUUCACAAUGGUGGGCUUCUUUUGGAAUCUCUGGCUUCUUUUCAGUUAAAACUUUUGUUUUGUUUUGGGUUUUUUGUUUGGUUUUUCAUGUAUAUGUACAUUGUAAGAUUAAUUUUUCAAGCCAAGAGAUCAUACAUUCCUGACACCAGUAUUAAGUUAACCAAUUGAUUAACUUUAUAUCCUUACACAGUUCACUGACGACCAAGCUUUUUAUAUCUCUAUGUAAAUCAAAUAAAAAUACUGAUUUGUCAA